CGGAUCGUGUGGAUGUCAUGUCAUGAUAUCUUUGCCCUUUCUGCAUGUUUUUCCAUCCACCGUGUCGUGCCAAUGCACGGUGGCUGUCGAUAAACUCGGGCGGACACGACGAGGGCUCGCAAGUGAUAACCACCAGCCCGCAGCUUGCAUGUCGAAGAUGACAUAUCGCGCCGCCGAGUACGGUGACUUGCCCAGUCAGGCUGUCCUUGCUCUGAACUUUGAUAGACGAUCGUUCCACCAUUGCAAAGCCUGCUGCUGGUAUGCAUACGUGAGGGAUGACUGUUUCUUUUCUUCUCUUCACAUGCACUUACGACUGCAUAUGCCGUCAUACAAAGUCGCUGGCCGCACCACUUUGAGUGGAAGUUUUGGCCGACAGCUUUCUCCCUUGUCCACCAGUUUCUUGAGCAACCAGCUGCCGGCAUCCCGUCUCAGCAAACCCACAUUGAACAAAGCCUCCACGAAAAGUAUGAUCCACAAGCGAAAAAGAAGAAGGAACCAGAACUCACGAAAAGCCACGAGGCCAACAACAAACAUUUGUUGUUGCACCUGUCUAUCUCUCCAUAUCUCGUACCUGUACACAACAUUAUUCCCAUUAAUUUCUCCACAAAACGCUAAUCUAGAUAUGCUUACAUUAGAUCGGCAUCAUUUGAACAAGCCUCGAUCAUAUUUAUUAAUACACCCCAUAUUCGAAUUGAGCCUCCACUAUCCCGUUUCACCAGUUAUCCAUCGUCUCAUGAAUUCAACUUUUGGAGCCCUUCGGUUUCACGUCUUCACAGACGGAUUGAUUUGCUUUUUCGUCUCGCUCUCCAUUCAGCCCCUACUACCACAUACCACUCUUCCAUCUUCCUGCCCUGAUCUUGCCGUCAGAGACAUCAUCGUCGACCACGGCAACCAAGUCUCGGGUCGCUUGGCAAGACUUAUGGACGCUGGCUGACUCCACAUCACCGAUCAACAUGGAUACCCGCCAUCCGGGCAGAGGCUUUUCCAAUAGUUCGAAGACAUGCAAGAGAGACUUUCGAUGAGCAACA
Molecule: messenger RNA, 1028 nt
Organism: Aureobasidium subglaciale EXF-2481
Lineage: Eukaryota; Fungi; Ascomycota; Dothideomycetes; Dothideales; Saccotheciaceae
Exons: 1
Coding region: 158-934 (258 amino acids)
Source: RefSeq, a predicted model, not a curated record